This is a messenger RNA of Peronospora matthiolae, 2316 nucleotides long. The record is from the annotation of a GenBank genome assembly. Lineage: Eukaryota; Oomycota; Peronosporomycetes; Peronosporales; Peronosporaceae.
AUGCGGAUCAUGAUCAAGGGCGGCGUGUGGAAAAACACCGAGGACGAGAUCCUCAAGGCAGCCGUGAUGAAGUACGGCAUGAACCAAUGGGCGCGCGUGGCGUCUCUGCUCUCGCGCAAGUCGGCCAAGCAGUGCAAAGCGCGGUGGUACGAGUGGCUCGACCCGAGCAUCAAGAAGACCGAGUGGAGCCGCGAAGAGGAGGAGAAGCUGCUGCAUCUCGCCAAGCUCAUGCCCUCGCAGUGGCGCACGAUCGCGCCUAUCGUAGGGCGCACAGCAGCGCAGUGUAUGGACCACUAUGAGCGGCUGUUGGACGCAGCGCAGCAGAAGGACGGCGUGGACGUGAGCGACGAUCCAAGACGGCUGCGUCCGGGUGAAAUUGACCCUAAUCCAGAGAACAAACCAGCGCGGCCGGACCCUGUAGACAUGGACGAAGACGAGAAGGAGAUGCUGUCGGAAGCACGGGCGCGAUUGGCCAAUACAAAAGGCAAAAAAGCCAAGCGGAAGGCUCGUGAGAAGCAGCUUGAGGAAGCGCGACGACUGGCGGUCUUGCAGAAGAAACGAGAGCUGAAGAUGGCGGGCGUGUUGUCGUCAAACCCGAGUGUGCACAUGAAGAAGCGCAAGUAUAUUGACUAUGCAACCGAGAUCCCGUUUGAAAAGAAAGCACCCGCGGGCUUUUAUGAUGUGUCGGAGGAAAAACGCAUUACCAGCAAAGGCCUUGACCCCAAGCGGGCAGCGUUGCAACUGGACAAGCUGGAAGGCGUACGACGCGAUGCGCAAGAGAAGAAAGAACGCAAGCAGGAUGCAAAGCGGCAGCAAUCACUUGGAAAAUCGAAUUUGCCGCAGAUCAUUGCUGCAGUAAACGCAAAGAACGACCCGAUCAAUGCCAUCAGGCGCACUGCGUUGGAAUUACCUGCUCCAGUGGUGUCCAACGACGAAUUGAGCGACCUAGCUAAGCUAGGCAUGCAUGCCUCCCAUGCAGCUGCGCUUGCUCUCGGGAAUGAUUCGGCACUCGAGACGCGUGCUCUCAUGGGUGAUUAUCUAGCUACACCGUUACUUUCUGCUACUAGAGGAAAUGGAGCGACCACGCCAUCAAUUCGCGACGUGCACGAUAAUAUCAUGCAGGAAACGGCGAACCUGCUAGCCAUGCGGAACAGCACAACUCCUCUUCUCGGUGGCGAAAACGUUGAGCUCUACGAGGGAACGGGUUACGCUGGUGCGACCCCACAACGAACACCCUCGUCAGCUCUAGCUAGUUCAGUGGGGAAUAACACACCGAUGUCUGCUGCUCGGACGCCUCUACGCGAUGAGCUAGGCAUCAACCCGGAACAGCUGUACGGUACAGAGGUCGAAAGAAAUGCCAGAGCAGAAAAGGCUCGGGCCAAGCAGAUAACCACAAGUCUUCGUCGAGAUUUUGAUAGCUUGCCUGCGCCGCAAAAUGAGUACGAGAUUAACGUUCCCGAGAAAGACGAAGUUGAUGACGAGCACGUCCCUGGUCUUCAAGAGAUGGAUGCUGGAGAACAAGAAGCUCAUGAGCAACAGCAACGCGAGCUGGAACAAGAGCGGGAACUCAAGCGGCGGUCCACCGCUGUGCAGAUGGAUCUCCCGCGUCCUUUGAAGGUGAAGCAAGUGCUGAUUCAUAGCGCAGUGAGGGAAGUUGCGGACGAAAUGUGCCGCAUGCUCGAGCACGACCUCACUGCGUACCCGAUGAAUGAUGGCAAGUUGAAGAAAAACAAGAAGCGCAAACACGCCUCGAGAGCUACUGCAGUACCGCGUUUACAGCAGUUCUCCGAUACCGAUAUGGAGCGAGCGCGGCAGAUGGUGCAGAUUGAGGCCAGUUUGUGUGGCGUGGAGGACAUGUGGAAAGCCGAAGAUGCUUCCGUUGUGAACGCGAAGUGGAGUGAAGCGCAAGCACGUUAUCUCAGCAAGGCUGAGAGUGACGGGAAAAGUGACGGCGUGGUGUUUGAGUUUGCAUCAUCUGACAAGGACAAAUUGCGUGCCGUGCAAGCCCGCUUUGCUGAGCUUAAAGAAGCGAAGCAGCUUCUUGCUAAGCGCGCACAGAAGCUGGAUGAACGAGCGCGAGUCGUGAAUGGCGGAUUGCACCGCCGCUUGCAACGUGGUCUGGAGGCACUGCACGACCAUGUGACAGAGCUUCAAGACGCGACGAUAGAACAGGCGUGUUUUAAAAACUUGGCGGGUCUCGAGACCCAAGCUUUGCAGAGCCGCAUGGCACGACUGGCAGCCGACUUGAAUUCGCAGCAGUUGUGUGAAGUCAAGCUACAGAAGCAGUACGCGUUACUGCUUCAAGAGCAGAAUUAG